AUGGCAAACCCCGCCCCGCAGCAGCCCGGACAUCCAAUCCUGACACUCUCGCGCUGCGUGAUCCGGCCGUUCGCCGCGUCGGACGCGGCCGCGCUGCAAGCAGCAGCUGACGACCCGGCGAUCGCGCGGCAGAUGCGCAACGCGUGCCUAGCGCCGAUCACUUCGGCUGAGGACCCGCUGCUGAACUUUGCCAUCUGCACGCCUCCGGAUCACGCCGGGACGACGAUAGUGUGUGGAGGCAUCGGCCUUAAGCGGCUGGCGGACGUCGAGAGCCGCACGCUCGAGGUGGGCUACUGGCUCGGGCGGGACGUCUGGGGCCGGGGCAUCGCUACCGAGGCGCUGGCUGCGUUUACCCGGUGGGCGUUCGAGCACGUCGUGGACCCUGCUGCUGCUGGAGGGCCGGUGCAGCGGAUAGAGGCAUGCGUGUUCGGGGACAACGACGCUAGCGCGCGCGUGCUCACGAAAGCGGGCUAUGUGCUCGAGGGCAGCCGACGUAAGGCCGGGUUCAAGAACGGCAAGCCGUUUGAUAUUCGCCUUUUUGGUAUACUGAGGGAAGAGGUUCUGGGGUCACAGUAA
Messenger RNA from Lasiosphaeria miniovina, 576 nucleotides. Its product is annotated as acyl-CoA N-acyltransferase. The transcript has 2 exons. The coding region runs from base 1 to 576 and encodes 191 amino acids. The record is from RefSeq and is a predicted model, not a curated record. Gene Ontology annotation, molecular function: acyltransferase activity, transferring groups other than amino-acyl groups. NCBI's taxonomy places the organism in Eukaryota, Fungi, Ascomycota, Sordariomycetes, Sordariales, Lasiosphaeriaceae.